Carassius auratus (goldfish) is the source of this 3741-nucleotide messenger RNA. Its product is annotated as transmembrane protein 121B. The coding region runs from base 270 to 1457 and encodes 395 amino acids. The record is from RefSeq and is a predicted model, not a curated record. The transcript has a single exon. NCBI's taxonomy places the organism in Eukaryota, Metazoa, Chordata, Actinopteri, Cypriniformes, Cyprinidae.
CCAAUUUAUAUAGUAAAUAUUUACUAUUAAGUGGCUAUUUGGUGAAAUCGAUGUAGGCUAGGCUACAGUAUAUCAUUAGACAAACACAGCACUACACUAACGGGAAUAUGAGAUUCGCUGAUUUAAUCAUCAUUUAUCAGUUUUCCUUUGGAGGGAAUGAUAAGCGCGCAUUCCAUUCCAGCGCAAUUCCAUAACGGGAUUUCCUCCGCUUCCCCCUUGAGCGGCUAUCAUUACACUUUCAGAGCCAAAACAAGUCGGGAGGAGAAGGCAUGAGUACAAUGACUGCUGAAAUCAUAAAAGACAUCUCCCAGCCCGACUCACCUGUCUCCUCAGCACCAGAAAACGGACAGCUGUUGUUCAUCCGAAGCGUCGCGUCCAGGAGGGACACGCAGACCACCAGCGGCAGCGCCAACCUCGAGGAGGGCAGCUCCCAGCCCCUGGUCUCCUCCUCAGCCACAGCUCAGCCUCAGUCUUACACCAUGACAUCGGGUGAAUUCAUGCAAUCCACCCCUCUGUUCGUGCAGAGGUCUAAUAAGAACCUGUUUUAUAAGAUCCUGUGUUUCCUCGUGCUCCUUCUCCAAGGAGGCAUGCUGGAUUUCUACCUCAUCAUCUUCACGGAUCUCUACUGGUGCUCGUGGAUAGCCACGGAUCUGGUGGUCAUAUCGGGAUGGGCGAUCUUCUUCAUGAAAAACGCCAGGAGUAAGCGGGAACGAGCUUGUGGUUUCCAUCAGAAGAGCUCCAUCUUUGGAUGCAACCUGGGGGAGUUCACCUUCGCGUACCUGGCAUGGCUUAUCUACGUGAUCGCGUCCACCCCGAAAGUGGUGCUCGUUCUGGAAACGUCCAUCCUGGAUCUGAUCGCCCUGAAGGUGCCAUUUGGCAUCACCGGGUUUAAAAUAACCAUGCUGCUGUGCGCGCCUUUGCUUUACUGCCUCAUCAACUCCAUCAUUGAAGAUCCCAACGGUGCCACGCGCUUUCACUCCCAAGGCUGCUUCAUGAGCACCUGCUUAGACAUCCUAGACAGCUUUACGCUGGUGGAACUGCUCCUUAAAAACGAAGUCCCCAACAUAUACCUUAGGUACACGGUUAUAUCGGUGUAUUUCAUCGCACUGGGCGUUCCAGUUGUUUGGCUUUACGAGUUGACGGCCUCAGAGAUGAACUGUCGCUGGAUAUGGGCGAGGUUUUUCACCGGCGUGCUGCUCAACGCACCGCUCUUGGUGGUCAGAUGUUUCCUCGUCUUUGUUUACAAAGCGCCCAUAUCGGUUUUGAUGUUCAAGAACAUCUUCUUCUUGGGGUGUAAGUGCCUGGAGCUGGUUGAACAGUGCAUGUGCUUAAGAGGUGUCCGGAGGUUUGCACGUGGACGCGGGGGCAACCCAGCCCAGUUCUCCCACUGCGUUUCCGAAAACGACAUGUGUCCUCACGGCUAUGUGAACACGCUGGCCGUCAAUACUCAAUCGUAGAUGCACUUUAUGGACUGUCGUUGACCGGAGGCCACGCUGGCUACUACACAGUUUGCAUCAGACCUUUUAAGGGGAGGUGCUACAGUUGCUCACAUUCCUUUUAUUUUAAUCAAAAUACAGAUGAAACAUACAAACCAAUCAAAAGUAUUGUGAGUGACGAUACUUUGUAAAUCCACGGAUUAUGAGGAGCGUUAAGAUCGAUAAAACGUAGUGUACUUUUUAGUGCUUUACAGUCUUAAAAAUAAAGCUCUUAAAGGCUUCUUCCCAGCGAUGCCAUGCAUAGAAGAACCAUUUUUCGUUCCACAAAGAACCACCCAGUCAAAAAACUGGAUCUCUUUCUUACCUUUUUUUUAAUAAUCUGUAGAAUAUUCAGAUAUUAAAGGUUCUUUAUGGAACUAUUUAGACAAAAAUUGCUCUUCUAUGGCAUCGGGAAGCACCUUCAUUUUUAAGUCUAUUUUAGAAUGAUAAAGUAUUUUGUUUAUAAUGCCUAACAGUUUAGGUUGUGUUAGAUGUAGGCCUCAAUCCAAAAUAUAAUUUGUGUCAGACAUUCCCAAAAUAGAUGAUUUUACAUUGUUAUAUAUUACACCUUCUUGGUGUAUAUGAUUUAAUAUCAUAAUAAUUCAGUGUUUAUGACAGUAUUAGCCAAAUCUGAUAAAUAUUUGCCUAGAUUUAUGCCUGUAGUACCUCUCCUUAUGAACGCCCUGUCGUUCUCCUCCACUCUCAACAGGUGCUACAACCAAACCACUCAAUGUGCCAAUGAAAAACAUUCCCACCCGUGACCUGUGCAGUAUGUACUUAAUGUAUUAGGACGUGACUGUCAACCAUUGCUUAUAUGACACGAGAAUCUUUGAUUUGCACUUGUUUUGGUGAGGCACUUUAAUUCAGUGUGAGGACUACUCAUGGGGAGAAGUUAUAAGUGCAAUGUUGUAUAAUUUAUUUUCUAUGUAAAAAUAUCCUUAACUGACAGUUGGCUAAUGUAGACACGUUUAUAGUGUUUUCAGACACCUCGUCAAGAUAUUCCUAUAUGCACUUGUCAAAAGUGUAAAUAUGCCUUGUGACUUGUAAGGCUUGGUGUACACUUCAAAUUGUGAAUGUGAUGUAGCCCUUUCCUAUUUUAAAUACUUUGUCAGUGGCAAUGGUACUUAGGAAUGGGGCAUUGUUGAAUGGUGUAUGGAUUCAUAAUGUUCCUUGAUGUAAUAAUAGGCUACUUUAAGCAUAGAAUCUAUGAGGAUAACUGUAAUCCAUCUUUAAUGAUCAAACUCCAUUGCUGGUCCCAACCAGCCAUAUUACCAUCUUCAGUUUGUACAAGGCUACCUCUCUUUACAGAACCUCCUGGUUGACAUUAUAAACCAAUCAGUUUAUCUGUGCAAUUCCAGAUGAUAUAUCAUUCAUGCCAUUAUAUAAGGUAUGAUUAUCACAAUCGAUAACAUUUUGACCAACCAUGAGUAUUGUUAUAGUGCUGACAGAUUGCGAAUGGACAUCAUCCAUUAAUCAACACGCAGUGCAUCCAUGUCUAAAUCUAAAUAUGUGUAUUUUCAAGCUCAUUAGUUACACUUAUAUUUACACCAGGAACAAAUAUAGCAAUGCUUAAUAUCCAUGUUUCUCACUCCAAUUCUUCAUCUUAAAAUGACAGUUCAUCUAAAAUUGAAAACUCUGACAUUAUUUAUGCACCCUUGUGUCAUUUCAAACCUGAAUGACUUGCUUUCUUCUGUACAACACAAUAUAAUGCGCAUAUAAUGAAGCCAGUGGGGUCCAAACAAUGUUGGUUUGGACCCCAUUGACCUUCAUUGUAAGCACAUUAUAUCUUCUGAAGAAAUAAAUGCAUCCAGGUUUAGAGAGACAUCAGUGCGAGUAAUAUUCAUUUUUGGUGAGUUGACACUUUAGCUGUGAGAAGCAAGCUUGUCCUGUCACUUUUAGUUUUUAAAACAGAGUAUUAUAUAUGCUUGUCCAACAUGUAAUUACUAACAAAUGUGCAUCCUAUUCUAACAUAUUAUUACUCUAGUGCUUUUGAGGAUUGGGGUACAGGGUGAGCUAAACGUGUUAAAUAUGCAGGCUGAAAGUGCAUUAUGGGAUUUUUGUGCCUCAUUGAGCAGUAUUUAACCUGACAAAUAUAUACCGCUGCAUACUACGCAUGUUUUUUAAUCUAUAGGUUUUAGUGUAUGUACAUACAUUUUUUUGAUAAGGAAAGCAACUUCCAGCCUCACCUCUCUCUAUUUAUUCACAUAAAUGUUUUACAGAGAAUUUUCUUACAAGGGCUUUAGUUUGCAAUUUAAGUUAUGUUAAC